This is a messenger RNA of Lodderomyces elongisporus, 1227 nucleotides long. It is a transcript of the gene NTG1, whose product is annotated as bifunctional N-glycosylase/AP lyase. Gene Ontology annotation, biological process: nucleotide-excision repair; base-excision repair; base-excision repair, AP site formation. The coding region runs from base 1 to 1227 and encodes 408 amino acids. Gene Ontology annotation, cellular component: nucleus. Gene Ontology annotation, molecular function: DNA binding; oxidized pyrimidine nucleobase lesion DNA N-glycosylase activity; DNA-(apurinic or apyrimidinic site) endonuclease activity. NCBI's taxonomy places the organism in Eukaryota, Fungi, Ascomycota, Pichiomycetes, Serinales, Debaryomycetaceae. The transcript has a single exon. The record is from RefSeq and is a predicted model, not a curated record.
AUGCCGGGCAGAGCUGCAUUAAGAAAGAGACCGGUUAACACAUCAAUUAUAUCUCCUGUCACAUCCAGAUCAACUAGAAGGAAAGUUACAGUUGAAAAUGAGAAGCUGAAUACAUCAGAAGUAGUCCACACAACCAAAUUGGACGCGUUUGUCUUUAAAGAAGAUAAUUCGACAUUUAUUGAUGUCGACCAGAAUCAAGAGCAAGAACAAGAGCCAAAACAAGAGCCAAAGCAAGAGCCCAAACCAGGCCCUACACUUGUCAAGAUAGAGCACAUAGCAGUUGAGAUAGAAAAGGAAGGGCUAGAUUCAGGUCUAAACCGAGACCUGGAACAUAUGACGACGCUGGCGUUGUCGCCGGCACACGAGCCAAAUGUUUUUGUAAAAGCAGACCUUGAAGAUGCGAAUAGUCAUAGUCCCACAAAUUGGGUCAAAAUUUAUAACGAAGUAGUUGAAUUACGCUCAAAAUUUUUUGCACCGGUAGACCACCAAGGUUGUGAGUCCAUGCCCAACACAAUCACCCCAAACUUGAAGACAAAGGACCCCAAAAAAUACAGAUUUCAACUCCUAAUAUCCUUGAUGCUUUCUUCUCAAACCAAAGAUGAAGUCAACUACGAUGCAAUGGUUAAGUUGGAGAGAGGUUUACUGAGACAUUUUCCCAAAUUGGGAUUCUGUCUUGAGUCAAUGUCAAAACUUAGUCCUAAUGAAAUUGAUGCAUAUAUUGCCAAGGUAGGUUUUCAUAAUCGCAAAGCACAGUACAUUCAAAAAGCAUGUCAAAUCCUUAUCAAUGAUUUUAACGGCGAUAUACCAAAAACAAUACAAGAAAUUGUCAAACUUCCUGGUGUAGGUCCCAAGAUGGGGUAUUUGCUACUACAAUGUGGUUGGGGCAUUAAUCUGGGAAUUGGUGUUGAUGUACAUUUGCAUCGACUAGCUGAAAUGUGGCAUUGGGUAACUCCCAAGGCAAGUACACCCGAGAAAUGCCGAUUAGAGCUAGAGAGCUGGCUACCAAAGAAAUAUUGGAUUGACGUCAACCCUUUGAUGGUGGGAUUCGGUCAAGUUAUAUGUGUUCCCAGAGCUCCUAACUGUGAUAUAUGUAGUUUGGGUCGGAAAGGUUUAUGCAAGGCUGCCGAUAAAAGAUUGUUGAAGACUCCGAUAUCAGAUGCAAGAAAGGUCAAGUUGAUGAAGCAAAGAGCGGAUUUGACAAAUUUGAUUGAAGAGUUCUCUGCGUAA